AAUUUUUUGCCAGUCUGUCGACAGGGGGUGAGAUGUGUAGUGCGUUUGCUGAACGAAAAUUAACAAAUUUAUUGAUAUGGCGGAACAUGUUGAGAUGCAAAUCUUGCACAUAAGAGAGCCGCUAAUACGCGUAGAAAGUAUUCCUCAAAAGUUUGACUUCAAAAAGUGGAGAGAACAUAAGAAGGAUACUGAGGAAAGGUUAUUCAACAACCUUCAACAUGCAUUUGACGAACGUAACCAUGAAAACUUUAAAGCAUACCUGCAGGCUUGCAUCGGCGAGUUGCAAAAAAUCUACGAGCAAUUGUUGGAUCAAAAAACCACACCCCGCGAAAGGUUGCUGAAGAACGAUAGAGUUCAUUUGUUCUUUUCAAAGUUGUGCCGAACAGAGGGUAGUUCCGAGUUUAUUCGAAUUUUCCUGGAGCAAAUUCCAAUCGUUGACAAGAUAUUGGAACGAUACAAAGAGGCGCCACAACCUCGCGAGGCCCCGAGAAGGCGAUCGGAGAGGCCAAAGACGGAGAAGGAACCUAAUCAAGCAGUUCAUAUUGCCAUCAAAGCCAGGGCGUUCGAGAAUGUUAGGACUCUGUUGAGCAUGCCCGGCGUCAACGUGGAUGCGAUCUGGGCAUUUAAGAAGUAUACACCGUUGAUGAUGCUGAUCUCGGUGGUUGAGUCUGGUAAUUUCUCGAAAGUGAAGGGGUUGGUUCAAAUUUUAGCGGGUUUGAAAGCCAGCAUCAAUAUUGGAGAUUUUAGGAUGCAUCCUUUGUCGGCGAUUUGCAAACUGGAGUCUGUUGAUCAAGAUGAAAAGAUGGAAUUGUUGACAUUUUGUUUGGCGAACUUUGACUGUGAUGUGGACGGGCUUUUUGGUGGACAAGCUCGCAGGGAUAUUGAGGCGUUGAAUUGUGGGCUGGAGAUUGCACAGAAACCGGCGAAAGUAACGUUCGAGUUGUUGCAAUCUUUGAUUUUGGAUAGAAAUUCGGCGGAGUUUGUGGAAAGAUUUGGAGAAUUUUAUUCAGGUGACCAUGAAGUCCAAGUUUUGAAACUGUUGGAGAAGACUGCGACGAAGGGCUUGGAUGUCUGUGUGGAAACAAUAUUCCACUAUUUAAAGGAUAGUGAAAUCCUGAGCAAUAACACAGAGAAUUUGUUCAAAAUACUGAAGGAGGUUUGCCAAAAUGGUUUCGCACGUGUGCUCAAGCUGUUUCUGGCCAAUAUCAAGUCGAGAAUCGAAUGCAAGCAUCCGCUGCUGUUGACGAGUUUACGAGAGCUUCGGAAAAGCAGGACACAGGUGAGGCUGGAUUGCUUCAAACAAUUGUUGAACGAUCGCCGUAUUAUGGCUUAUGCGCGUGAUGACCACAAUCAAACGGCACUUCACUACGCGAUCCACCACGGCAUGGACCAGGAAGCAAAGGAGAUUUUGCUGAAAAAGGCACCGUAUUUGUGGAAGCUGAACAAUCUGCAGGAGUCGCCGCUACAUUCGAUGAAGGCGGACAUUUUGGAGGCGUUUCUAGAUUCAAAAAUUUCGAUUCCACAAGAGUCGAAAGAAAUCCAGCUGGGUUUGAAUGAGUUCAAGCUACCUCGAGGGCACACGUACUCGGAAAUUGCCCCAUUUUAUUUCAUCGCGGAAUCAAAAGAGUUGAAACCACUUCUUCGGCAUCCGGUUCUUAGUACGUUUAUUUUGGUGAAAUGGCUUUUCAUCAGAUGGAUUACGUAUGGAAUGUUUGCUCUUAGCUUUUUCUUUGCAUUGUUCUUCUUUUUGUUGUCCUUGUACGAUACUCCAGUACUGAAAUUGGUCUGUUUAGUGCUAUUUUUGCUAUAUGUCGUAAGGUGGAUUGUUAUUACCGUAAUUCCUGUACUGUACAUACUCAAGAAGUGGAGCAAAAACAAUCGCAUUAACAUCCGUGGGAUUCACAUUUUUCGAGGACUGAGCAAACUUCGAGAGACCGUAAUGAUCUUCUUGGCUUUGUACUGUUUGUUGUCCACAAACAACGCCGUUCUCUCCGUGUUGAUCCUGCUGGCGGGUAUCGAUGUCAUCGUACAUCUCAGACUAUUCCCAUACGCCUCGCUAACCACCAGCAUCGUCAUGCUGGAAACCGUCAGCAAAAGCUUUCUGAAGAUUUUGUUGAUCUACUUGAUCAUCAUCAUUUCCUUCGGGUGCAGCUUCUUCGUGCUGUUCUCAAACUACGCAUCCCAAGAUCAGCUUGAAGAUUCGGCGCAAAACUCCACCACCAAGGAUGAGUUCAACAAUUUUUCAACCUUGCAAGGAUCGCUGGUAAAGUCUCUGGUGAUGAUGAUCGGUGAGCUGGAUGCUUCGGAAAUUGAAUUCAACGGCCACAAGCUAAGCUACAUAGUGUUCAUAUGCUUCGUGUUCUUCGUCACUCUUGUUGUGGCCAAUCUUAUCAACGGUGUCGCAGUCAGUGAUAUUACGGAAAUUCGACAACAAGCCCAGGUGGCUGCCCUCGCCAACCGGGUGGAGAUGUUGAGACGGUUCGAGAAGUGUCUUUCUUUUAGCAUAUUCUCAAAAUGGCGUAAAUCAUCACUAUUUUUCACCCGAUACGAACCCAAGAUUACCAUCAGAACCAACUUGGACAAUCAAGUUGUUCUAACAAGGAAGAAGGUAAGCUCCACUCCACCUGAAGAACAUAAACAAACGAAAAAUCCGGAACGCAAAUUCGACGUAAUGGGACGCUGCGGGUACUUCCACCAUGGCGUCGACGAGGACACCGUCAAUGAUGCCAAAAACAUCGCAAUCAGGAACCACAACCGACCACGCUCGCUGGAUGCGGUUUUCGAGCAACUUAAGCGCGUUGAAGAUCGGAUUGCGCAAAUGGAGGGCAAAAAGACUAAGGCCGGCAAGGGUGACGGGACGGAGCACGGGACGCGUAGCAGGUUGAGUGAAAGUACGAGCCAUGGGCAUGACAAGUGAUAAAGAAGUCGAUGUUAUUUCGAG
Culex pipiens pallens (northern house mosquito) is the source of this 2941-nucleotide messenger RNA. RefSeq names its product transient receptor potential cation channel protein painless-like. The transcript has 4 exons. NCBI's taxonomy places the organism in Eukaryota, Metazoa, Arthropoda, Insecta, Diptera, Culicidae. Gene Ontology annotation, molecular function: monoatomic ion channel activity. Gene Ontology annotation, cellular component: membrane. The record is from RefSeq and is a predicted model, not a curated record. Bases 77 to 2917 code for a protein of 946 amino acids. Gene Ontology annotation, biological process: transmembrane transport; monoatomic ion transport.